AUGAUGAUAACUACAGCAAGGAUGCUCCCAGGUUUAUCACGAACUGGAACAUAUGCCGGCCGAACUCUUACUCGAUGUGGCCGACUACAUAGUCAACUAUCUGCUUCACAAAGUAGAACUCUCCAAACAUCAUCAAAUUUAUACAUCGCAUCAACCCGACGAUACACCUCUCACAAACCAAACUUUUCCACUCCUCUUCAAGCACGAAUAUUCCCUUCAUUGAUAUUCGUUGGAGUAAUUCUCGCGAGCGGCGGCUAUUAUCUUCUCACACCACCUUCUCGACCGAAUACUCUCAAUGACAUAACAUUCGUUCCCUACGCCAUCACGGCCCGCGAGGCCAUCUCACCAGCCUCAUUCGUUAUAACCGCCGUUCCUCGCACACCGAAUCCUUCCUUACCUUAUCUCAACUCUUCAAAUAGUCAAUGGAAGAACCCUCUAUGGUCCGUUGAGUUCAAGCAGCCCGAGGUGCAAAUCUCGCGACACUACACGCCUCUCCCACCACUAUCUAGCGAGGAUCCAACAGAUGGUGCGCUGCGCUUUUACAUCCGCACUGUCGGCGACGGAGAAAUGUCGAAUUAUCUAGGCCGAAGACGAAUUGGCGAUGAUGUUUUCCUGCGUGGUCCUCAUGUGGGCUUUGAGCUUGCUGAGCGGUUGGGAGAGCACUCUCGCCUUGUCUUUCUUGCCGGUGGAACGGGUGUUGUCCCUGGUAUUCAAGCAGCCAAGGCCGUGCUGGAAGCGAAUGAGAGGUCAAGUGUUGAUUUGCUCUGGGCUGUGAGGAAGCGAGAGGAGGUACAAAACAGUACUCCCCCGCAAUCAUCGUCAUGGAAGUUCUGGCAGGAAAAGAAGCCGACAACAUUAGGUCUCGAGGUUGAGAGUCCUAGCCCUGUGACUCAACGCUUACAGGAUCUCAAGAAGACUUAUGGUGAUCGUCUGAGAAUCCAAGUCGUUGUUGACGAGGAGGGAACUCGUUUCCAGGACAAGGACAUCAAUGGCACUAUUACGACCUCGCCUGGAACUGUAGCUUCCUUUAACGCGGGCUGCCGAUUCCACGACCAGGCGAUGCACGUCCACGCGUCUGAAUUCGCGCUGCCUGGGGGAUCUGGCUGUGUCUGCGAACUGCGUCAAGGAACCACAACCGGAAAGAAUUUAUUUAUCGUUUCUGGCCCAGAUGGUUUUAUCGAGCAUUAUGCUGGACCCAAGAUUUGGCUAGGGGGACAACAAACACAAGGGCCAAUCGCGGGAGUAGCUGGACACUUGCAAAGGCAAAACCCUGCUUUGGCAAGGGACUGGUUAGUUCUCAAGAUGUGA
Molecule: messenger RNA, 1308 nt
Organism: Fusarium venenatum
Lineage: Eukaryota; Fungi; Ascomycota; Sordariomycetes; Hypocreales; Nectriaceae
Source: RefSeq, a predicted model, not a curated record